AGACUUAAAAAAGACAAAGAUCCUCGUUGAGCUCCUCACGCUAUAAAAGGAGAGAAUGUAGCGGAGUCCAACCCCACUAUUUGUAUCCUUUUCCAAAAUUUCUGGAUUUCUCUCUCGUAUUCUCUCUCCUCCUCUCUGUGAGUCCUCUUUAUCUUUGUCGCCAUGUCUGCGGAAUCAACAACUGCAGUCCAAAGAGCACAAGUUGAUCUAUUGGACUUUGUAGAUUGGAGUAGUAUUGAAUGUCUCAACUACAACUCUAGUCAUUCCCUCGUUAAUGCCCUGAAACAGGGUUACAGAGAAGACGAGGGUUUGUAUCUGGAGAGCGAUGCGGAUGAACAGCUCUUGAUUUAUAUUCCUUUCACCCAGGUCAUUAAGCUGCAUUCUAUCGUUGUCAAGGGUCCUGAAGAGGAAGGUCCUAAGAAUGUGAAACUCUUUGCAAACAAGGAACAUAUGGGUUUUAGUAAUGUUUCUGAUUUCCCACCUAGUGACACUGCUGUGCUGUCCACAGAAAAUCUUGAGGGCAAGCCAGUUAUCUUAAAGUAUGUUAAGUUUCAGAAUGUUCGUAGCUUGACAAUUUUUAUUGAGGACAACCAGUCUGGUGCUGACAUCACAAAAGUUCAAAAAAUUGUUCUCUAUGGAACAACGGUUGAAACAACGGACAUGAAAGGGUUGAAGAAGAUCGACGAACAUGGUCACUGAGAGAAUGGACAAGUGGAAGAGAAAAUUGAACUUUCAGUUGUUAUCAGAGCAGAGGGGAACACUGCAUCCUCUUUCUCUCUCUCUCUCUCUCUUGUAGUUCUCUUGAAUUCUUGAUACUAAUAUAUGAAUUUUUGAUUUAUCUUAAUUUUAGAAGGCCUGAAGAGGUCGUCUUUUAUCUGAAGAAAAUGGGAAAAACAAAACACGAUAUUUAUGGUC
Macadamia integrifolia is the source of this 915-nucleotide messenger RNA. Its product is annotated as PITH domain-containing protein At3g04780. The transcript has 8 exons. Lineage: Eukaryota; Viridiplantae; Streptophyta; Magnoliopsida; Proteales; Proteaceae. The coding region runs from base 163 to 699 and encodes 178 amino acids. The record is from RefSeq and is a predicted model, not a curated record.